AUGUCACCCGGAAAUGCCAAGACCGCACCACUAGAGAAAGAGAUUGCCGACGAGCGAGUCCGACUGGACCUCGAAGAAGCUGUAUGGUGUGAUGAGCACCUCAAUGGUCUGAUGACGAGCUGCCUUGAAGAUUUCCCGGACGACAAUGAUUGGAAUUUACCAUUUACCGUGUCUGACAGAAUCAUCAAGGCUUAUAUUGUGUUCCACAAGCAGUACAACACUGAAUGGGACCCGACUGCUGUCACACGCCAAACACCUUAUGACAUCUGUGCCUUCAUUACCCACAAGUGUGGUGAGAAAGACAAGGGGUAUGAGGGCAAAAGGUUCUUGACUGCCAUUUCAACCCGUGCAGCCCUCAGUUACUGGUACCGGCACUGUCGGCCCAAUGAAAGUGUUACCGAGUGGUGCUGCAACAAAACUACUGGUGUGUGCCAUGGCCUCCCCACUCGAGCUCAAGCUGUGUCAGAAUUCAUGAUCGGGCUAGAGAAGAUGAAGGCCAGGUCUGGUGAGGUAUCACAGUCUGCACGUGCCCUUCUACGUGAAGACAUGCACCGCCUCAAUGACUACUGCAUGAAUGCUACUCGUAUGCCUGAGGAGCGAAGGUGGGGAGUUGUUCACUAUGAGGUGGUCACCCUUGAAUUUUCGAGUGUUGAGAUCGUUCCAGGCGAGCGAGCAUAUGUCGAGAUUCGCCUCAAGACCCAUAAAUCUGCACAGACUGGUGUCCUGCACACUUGGCGCCUAUGGGCAAAUGAUGCCGAUCCGAGACUUUGCCCUGUGCGAGCUCUUAUCCAGAUUGCAUGCCUCUAUGGUUCUCAUGUGCCACCGAGGGGUCCCCUCUUCUUGCGCAUUGGGAAGUUUGGUGACAUCAUGCAUGAUCAGCCUGUGGUAGGUGCCACUCAACUGUGA
Molecule: messenger RNA, 906 nt
Organism: Suillus paluster
Lineage: Eukaryota; Fungi; Basidiomycota; Agaricomycetes; Boletales; Suillaceae
Exons: 7
Coding region: 1-906 (301 amino acids)
Source: RefSeq, a predicted model, not a curated record